Ruditapes philippinarum (Manila clam) is the source of this 687-nucleotide messenger RNA. RefSeq names its product zinc finger FYVE domain-containing protein 21-like. The record is from RefSeq and is a predicted model, not a curated record. Lineage: Eukaryota; Metazoa; Mollusca; Bivalvia; Venerida; Veneridae. Gene Ontology annotation, molecular function: metal ion binding.
CGGUAAAUUACGUUUCGGAAUAAAGUCCGAAAAUCCAAAAUGGCAGAAAAAGGAAAAAUGUUGCAGAAGGGGAAAGGUGGAAUGCGAAUGGUUCCAGUAAAUGAAUCAUCUGCCAGUCCAUUUACCUUGCCUGAACCGUUCUGGAUACCAGAUGCACAGUGUCAGAGUUGCAUUCAGUGCCAGGGAAAGUUUGACUUCCUGAACAGAAGGCAUCACUGUCGACGUUGUGGGAAAUGUUUCUGUGAUACAUGUAGUUCCACCAAAUUAUCUCUGCCUCGAAUGUUGUACGUAGAUCCGGUGAGACACUGUGCCGGAUGUACCGGCAUUAGCAAAAAGGAAAACGAUUUCUUCGAGAAACAUGUAAAAGCUCUGUUAGCAGGUGGGUCAUUCCAUGUAAAUCAGUCAGGGGAGACAAAUGACAAUGACACUGUGUUUGUAUGCAAACUUUCUCCUGAUCACAGACAUUUACACUUUGAGAAUGCCAACAGGAGACUAGAUGACAUCAGUAUGACAGACAUUGAUGCUGUACAGAUCUGGACUGAGGAAAACGACUCUGAUGGUAACCCACUGGCCAGUGGUCUUGCUAUGAAAUAUAAGGACAGUUGUGGAGAAAUGCAGCUAGUCAAGAUGGUUGUAGCUGGUCAGAACAAGCGGCAGGGACAAUGCUGGGUGGCCAGUAUGCAGAAG